Messenger RNA from Symbiodinium sp. CCMP2456, 2748 nucleotides. Lineage: Eukaryota; Dinophyceae; Suessiales; Symbiodiniaceae. The record is from the annotation of a GenBank genome assembly.
AUGGUGGAGCAUCUGGACUCCAUGGCAAAGGAACGCGGACUGACCUGGGCCGUCGCGGGGCGCAACCUGGGCAAACUCCGGAACCUGGUGGCACAUUGCAGAAGCAAGCCGGGGCUUAUUCAUGUAACUGGAGCAACAGCAUUCUCCGACGUGGUUGCGAGAUGCCAUGUUGUUAUCUCAGCUGCUGGGCCCUACUGCCUACUCGGCGAGGCAGUCAUCGAAGCGUGCGUGAAGGCCUCCACACAUUACAUCGAUGUAUGCGGUGAAUUACCAUGGAUGUACGAUGUCGUGCAGAAGUAUCAUAGAGAAGCCCAAGAGACUGGUGUAUCAAUUGUCAUAUCUGCUGGCAACGUGAGCGUGCCGGAGGAAGUGCUGUGCUACAGCUUGGUGCGAGAGCUUGGCCCAUUGCAAUCCUUCCGAGAGUACUUCAGUCAAUACGGCGGAGUCAGCGGGGGAACUCUUCAGUCACAGGCGCCUCCAAGAGAUGGAAGCCACAAAGAUCAAGAUCCGUUUUGCCUGGGCGGUAUCCGGACGUGUGGCACCAGGCCAGAAGAUCUGGACUGCACCACAGUGGAGGUGGAUCCGUGGUUUCCGCACCUGUUCCUUGCACAAGCCUACAACAGCCUCGUUGCCUCCAGAGUGGUGCGACGAAGCUGCCAGCUGUUCGAGCAGAGUGGUGAAUUGAUCUACGGAGAACGGCUGAGUGUGGUGGUCCGUGAAGCGCAAUUGCAGAAGUCUGUCGCAGAAGGGCUGCUACAACAACUGCAGCCCUCAGGAGAUGCUGUUGAAAGAAUCCGCGUGGCACGCGAAAGAGGGGAGGCACCGUGGCCAGGUCAGGGACCGCCAGCGCGCACUCGUGAGAUGUACGGGAGCGAGAUUAUUGGUGUCGCACAAGGAGAAUCUGGAGACUGGGCUUAUGCGCGUUGGACAUCAGGUUGCGCUUACGAAGUUUCAAGCAUGGCUGCUGUGUCUGGAGCUUUGAUACUCGCAGAGCGGAAAGGACGCGAACGAGCGAGAUCUGGAGUGGUGACUCCGGCAUAUGCUUUCCAUAGCAGCAGCUGGAUUGAUUUGAUGCUCAGUGUUCCCUUUGCCAAUGGCUGUGGUAGGAGGAUUUCCCUCGACGUCGUUCCGGGCAAGCCAACCGAGGAGGAGUUCAAGAUGCAGAUCACCGAGAAGAAUCGGAGGAUGAUGCAAGGUCAGCAGCGGCUUCUAGCCGGCGAGCUGAAAGCAUGGGCAGCACCCUCCUUGCCUUCUCGAAACUGCGCGCAGCCGAGCCAGGCGCCCAUGCAGAUUGUGCACGCAGCGCAGGCUGCCAGGCCUGGCCUUGGCAGAGAGGAUCCAACUCCACCCUGCAGGAUUGCAGAUUCCCAUGGAUCGUCUGUUGCCAGCGUUGCCUUGAGCCAACCAUGCCAACCAGGUGCAUCGCGAAUGUCUUCUGCUACAAGUAGCCAGCAAACGCCGAGACAACGGCAGGUGCCUGUCAUUCCAGCAGCACCUCCUCCGUCUCCAGCGAGCCCAAAGUAUGCAGGUUACGCGGUGCUCGGAAAUAAUCUCAGCAUUCGCCGGACAAUGCCGUUGACUGUACGGCGAUGCGGCAAGCAGGUCCAUACGUCUGCCGAUAACCUGGAAGCAUAUCAGCUUGUUGACGAUGACCUGGGUCGCUUAGUGCAGUGGACCCUCGGAAGCCAGCAGGAGCUGUGGGAAGUGCGCUUCGUGUUCACACAUGUCUGUGGUCCAAACGGGGGCACUGUCCUCGGCUUGGGAUUCGGGACGGCAGACGCAAGAAUGGAAGAAGUGGACAUCCUGGAGUGCGAGAGCUUAGCAGUCUGCGAUGCCUACGAUGGCGAAAUCAACAUCCUGGGACAGCAAGUCAGCAAGGAUGGCUUGGACCUUUGCGAGCCAAGUUCUGGCACGUGCGAGGAGGAAUCCAUAACAGCCAUGUACGAUUCCUCCCAAGGGCUGCUAAGAUUCACCGUCGAUUCGCGGAGAUGUCGUGGACAGUUCCGAGUGGACAUUACGAAGGAGACGCUCAGGCAUAGAGAGCUGUACCCUACAGUGGCUUUCGCAAACAGGAAAAGCAAGGUUCGCAUCGAGCUCAUAAGAUGCUUGAUGGCCAUGCCAGUUCCUCGAGACGAGCGCCUACUUCGCAGAGAUUUUUCGACCUCCUUGGCAGUAGCAACCGAGGAAGGCGCUACAGACUUCCCCAGCGGAUGUGUGAUCUUUGAAGUGGACGGCCGCAAGCUGCGGGCUGACAAGUUUCUGCUGGCAGCUCGCUCCGUCUACUUUGAGCGCAUGUUGCACACUGGCAUGAGCGAGGGAGCCGCAUCGCGAGUUCCUAUUCCAAGGGCAUCAGCCCCUGCUUUCGAAGCAGUUCUGCGCUUCAUCUAUUCCGCCGGCCAAGCUGGGCAAGUGCUUUUCGAGCAUUCAGACCCACUGGAAGUCUUGCACCUUUCAGUUGAGUUCCUGCUAGAGGAUCUGACCCGGCUUUGUGAAUGGAAGCUGAUGCAGGGGCUGACGCUGGAGAAUGCUCUUGCCACUUUUGGCUCUGUGGUCACUGUCCGCAACCAGGUGCCGGCUCUGGUGGAGUCUUGCAUAGAAAGGAUGCAGGGCCGCAUGAAAGACGUGGUUGGAAGCGAAUCCUUCAAGGAGCUCUGCCGUAGUGAAGUCGGCGUGCGGGAGUUGCUGCUUUCGCUCGACGAGCCUCUCGCAAAGCGGCGUCGAAUGCUUCCUGGUGUCAGACCAGGCUGA